AUGCACUGGACCGAAGAUCAGAGCAUCUUUGAAGGGAGAUCGCGGGACGAGCGGCUUUUGAAGAUUUGGGACCGGUAUUUGCGAUGGUGCAAAGACACACUGCAAAAGAAGGCUAGUGCAUAUCCAAGUGUUGGACAAAAAAAACUCAAUGGAGCGGCAAGCCGCCUUCUGGUACAGUUUGCGGUGAUCCUAUCUGGAGAGAUUUACGAAGACCGUCCAUCAGAUCAUGGGCCUGGCUUGAUGCCAAAUGAAGCUAACAUGGUCGUGGAACGCGAGUACAUCCGCUACAGGGAAAAUUACAACAGUUUGGCCAUAUGGGCAUUGGAAAGCGACAAAUGGAACACCUUAGGCUUGUCUAAGGAAGCCCUUAGGAGAGAAGACAGCGCUCUGAGAAUCCUCCGAGACGCAGAACCCGGAGCCGGAGCCGAACCCAUAACCGGUCAACCCAGGGAGCAUUUUGGACUAACACUGGCCGGCAUUCGCGCUGAGACGUCGCUUCCGGAAACCUUCCUUGCAGUUGCCACGCGUCAUGCUGCAGCUUUAGCGGUGAAAGGUCCACCGGGAUUGAGAGAUGGUGUUGUGCCGCUGACAGUAGAGAAGAGGCUGCAGACGGAAAAGUUUCAAGUCAGCUCUGCUUCUCCGGAGUUUGUCGGUCCAGAGAGGAUUACGGCUCUAGAAGAGAAGUUUGCGGCCAUGCAAGCCAGCAUGACCAGGUUGAUCGAAAUCCACGAAGGCAAAGGCGAUGCUGGGUUUGCCACAGCAGACGAAGGUUCAUCAGGCAGAAUGUAUCCCACAGCACCAAAAUCCGCAGCCAAAGCCAACCUUGCGGCCAAGGCAAAAGUUCGAACUCAACCUGCUCCUCAUGCUCCUCCUCCAGGCCUGGCAUCCCUGCAUGCUUACCCUGGGCUGGAUCCCGGGGUGGUUGCAUCAGCGCUGCAAGCGGGCAUACCGCCCGAGCACUUACAGACAAUGAGCAAUGUGCUGAAGUCGGGUCCUGCAAAGUUAGAGGACUAUCCUCGGUCAGGUGCUCCACUGCAGCAAGCGCAUCCAGUUUCGGACGAGGAAGACGUAGAAGAGCCUGCUCCGCCAACAAUGGGCGAUCCUAUGGCCGAUGCAGUGGUGAAAUUGACCCAGAUCAUGGCCAAAAUAACAAAGCCUGCGCAGACCAGCUCCAGCUUGGAAGAGACGCUGGACCAAGUAGGCGGAGGAGGAUCUGGGUCGGGCGAUGUUUCUUCAGCCAUGGGUCGGAAGCACGCAGCCGCAAGACGUGCAUUGCAAAAAGCUUUUCAGGAAGAUGCUUCGCAAAUUUGGCGGAGCGUGGAGGCCAACAUGGCUCAGGAUUUCAAUUUGCAGACGUCGCUGCCCAAUGCAUCAAUGGCAUUCACAGCACGCGGCUGGUGCGAGCACAGGUCAAAGAUCCAGCCAUACAUUCGGACUUGCCGUUGGAUUUGGGGCAUCUCGGGAAUUUUAGACGAUCUACGCACGGGCCAGAACGAUCGGGCCCGUGCACGGUGCUGUCUCCUUCUCGCCGCUGCAGAGCAGGAAAGCUUGGACCACGGCUCCUUCCUCCUCAGCCAGGAGUUCCUCAUGGAGCCUGCAGUGCCACUAUCCAGCUUCCAAAGCCACGUGCUCCCAGACACCACGGAAAUGGCCACAACACGACUUUUAGACCCAAGGUGGAUCGAAGCCUUUGCAGAUCGUCUGAAGCAAUUGGACACAUACGUCGAGAUGAGACGAAAAUUGACCUUGCGCUCUCGAGGGCAGGGGCAGAGUCCGUCGCAGCCAGCCGAAGCUGCAGCCAAAAGCAAAGGCAGUCAGAAAGGCAAAGGCAAGAAGAAAGGAAGGGAGGGGGAAGCGGACUCAGUGGAGGGACAAGUUCCUACUGGCUGCUCUUUGCCGAGCUCUUCGUCCUCAACACAGGGGGUUUGGAGCCCUACUGUGCUACACGGUCGGGAGCAGUCGGGAAAGAAUUUGCCUUGCGGUGAGCCGGACGUGGCGAGUGCUGCUGUUGUGUCUCGUGCUGCCGGUGCUUUGAGAGCCCAGCAGAAUGUCCCCAUCAUUGACGAAGUGCAGAUGGGUGACGCUUCCGCCCCUCUUCCACCUAUGAUGCAUGACAUCGCUGUUGGCAGAAAUGUUCCAGGAUCCCAUGCCAGCGACGUAAGAAUUCAAUCCGUUUGGCAAGCGAUGACUCGCCAGGUCUUGAAAUCCAAAACUGGAUUCAGCUUUUUCUUUCAAGCCAUGCAUUCCAAGCCACUGAGGGGUGUUGACAAGCCCCUCACGGCCUCACUUUGGCCCAUGCCAUUGCCUUACCAUUUUGGAAGGCAGAGCUCUUCUUUGGACGGUGCAGAACUGGCUUUCAGAAAGGCUAUCAACCUCCAGGUCGGAUACCUGAAUUAUUUACAUUUGAAUAAACCUUCAAAGCCUCCUUCAUGGAUUUGUGGCCAGUGUCAGCUUAGCCCAGCGCAAGCUGCAGUUAUAAGCCGUCUCAGAAAGCUCAGUGAGGCUUGGAAACACCUUGGUGUUUUACGUGCAGAUGAAAUGGGCCGUGUUGCGGCCAAGCAGGAGCGCCAAGAAGAGGUGCUCAGAGAUCUCUCCAAGAUUGCAGCUUCAAGUGCGGCUGAAGUGAAAAAGUAUCAGAGAAGCCGGAGUGUUGUUCAGCAAGCAAAGCCUGUCAACGAUCGCGGUCAAAUUAUUGGGCGACUAGGAAAGGGCGAUGUUUGCGGAGCCCAACAGAUCAUUGCAGAUAGGGUUAAGAUGGAGGGUCAACCUACUUUUGAUCCAAUGCCUUUUUUAGAUCAGCAAUCGCAACAACUGUAUGAAGAUCCUUUUUCAUCUGGCAUUUCACGAGAAGACUGUUUGGAACCACCCCCAAAGGUGAGAGUUCAUGCUGACAUGGACGAGAAGGUUAAGCUUUUGCGGCUUCUUGAAACUACUGGUCGGCUUGGUUUUUGCAAAGCUGGUGAUGUUGUAGAAGGGUUUGGCAAUGGGCUUUUCUGCGUUCCUAAGAGUACAAAGGUUGACCGUUUGAUUCUGGAUGGUCGACCUGCCAAUCUUUUGCAGAAUCCACCAAACCGUUUUAUCAUGACCAUGGCAUCGCCUUCUGCUAUUUUGGGCAUCCACCUCAAGGACAGUGAGAAAUUAUUAAUGAGCGGUGAUGAUUUGUCAAACUUCUUUUACACCUUCAGGGUCAACAAGCUGAGGGUUGCAAGGAAUUUCCUCGACUGGAAGAUCCCUAUUAAAUUAGCGAAACAGUUCAAAAGUUUUCCUGACGAACUUAGCGGUGAACCCUAUGUUUACGCGUGUUUGGCUUCCUUGGCUAUGGGUGAUUCGGCUGCUUGCGAGUACGCGCAAACAUCACACUUAGCAAUGGCUUUGCAAUGUGGGGCUUUACUCCCAGAACAUUUGUUGACAAUUCAUGGGCGAACCCCUCGGUGUGAUUUUCUCGGUGGUAUCAUUAUUGAUGAUUUUUGCCUUCUUGAGAAGGUCGCGUACGAUGCAGUUUCUGGGGUUGAAGCACCUGCGAGAAGAAAAUUAAUGCACAACAUGUACAACCAGGUUGGUCUUGAAGCGCAUCCCAGUAAGGGCUUUGAAGAACAAGAAGUUGCGUCUUUCUGGGGAGCUGACGUUGAUGGAAAAGUCGGGCUUGUCAGGGGCAACAUUGUUCGGGCUGCGUCCUUAGUUUGGGUUACCGUCCAGAUUGCUUCAUUGGGUAUCUGUAGCGUGUCCUUGCUGGAGAUUCUUGCUGGUGGCUAUGUGUCCUUGUUUGGCUUUCGUCGGCGUAUGAUGUCCUUGCUGGAUUACGUCUACUGUCUGCAGGGAGGUCGUGAUCGUCGGGACAUCGUCAGGUUGCCCUCUGCCGCGGUUGAUGAGCUCUGGUCUUUGGCUAUUUUGUGCCCUUUAGCAGUUACAGACCUUCGUGCAGGGUUUUGCGAAAAGGUGUACAUGGUUGAUGCUUCCAAUUGGGGUGAUGCUGUUGUUUCUUCUGACCUACCUUCCGGUCUACGUGAUGAAAUUCACCGCCAUGGGGUGUCGAAAUCGUGCUGGACAAGGUUGCUGUCGCCCUACAAAGCUCAUCUACGAAAUAAAGGUUUUCUUCCUGUUGAGGAUGAGCUUCCAGGUGAUGAGGUUGCAUACAGUGAACAUCCGGUUUGGGAAGUUGCUGCUCGUGGUCUUGAUUAUCAGCUUGAGUGGAAGUGCCGGGCAAAGGCGGGAAGACACAUCAACAUUGGGGAAUUACGGGCGUAUCUCAAGGCUGAGGUCAUCGGUGCUGGUGCGGAUGGCGACAAGCGGGUACCUAUUGGGAGUGACUCUCAGGUCAGCCUGGGGGCGGUCUGCAAGGGAAGGUCUGCGUCGUCAUGCCUUAAUGCUAUUCUGCGUCAAAGUCUUGCUGAUGUCCUGGGUCGGGGUAUCUAUUCGUCUGGUGGUUACCUUCGGUCUGCGCACAACCCUGCUGAUGACCCAACAAGGGGGGUUCCCUUGCGUGUUGCUGAUGUUGAGUGCCCUUCUUGGUGGUUGAGUGCUGCUGUGGGAGAAUAUUGGGACAUGGAUGAUUUCUUGCUUUCAGAAUCUCUUCAUCCUCGACAACUAGGGGGGUACCCAUGCCUUAACGAAUUGAUGAUCGCUAAGCCUGAUAAUUUCGAUUCUUUGCGUUUGCGGCGGACCAAGUUGCGCCAUAGAGCAGUCAAGGACAGGCUGCGGCUCAGAGCAGCGCAGAAACAAACAGCAUGUAACGAAGUAGGAAGUUGCACCGGUGAGCGCAAACAGUGUGAGACUAAAGAUUCUACCCUUCAGUUGCCCUUUGACAAAGAUUGCUUGUUUGUUUUGGAGAGUUUUGGCAAGGACCAGUUCAUGAUUGGCCAGGACAGCCCUUGGCCCCCAACAGAGAAAGGUUUUCUUAACAUUUACAGUGGAAGAAGGGGUUUUGCAAAAGCUAGCCUGCGAUGUGGUGCGCAAUGGGUCCUCACAAUCGACAUUGCUGAUGGACCGCAGUGCGAUGUUUUGAAAGCAGAAGUGAAACAAAAACUUGAGUAUCUUAUUCGCAGUGGUUGCUUUGAGCAUGUUUCUGCUGCGCCAUUUUGCGGCUCGUUUUCAAGGGCCAUAACACCUGCGGUAAGGUCUCGAGCUCAUCCUAAAGGCAUGCCUGGAGUUUCAAAGAACAUGGUUGCAAAAAUUUUGGAGGCUAACAAGCAUUCUGAAUGGGUGGCUCGGCUCGUUGGCAUUUGCAAAAGUUUGAACAUUGCUUUUUGGGUUGCACAUCCGCAUAACUCAUACAUGUGGAUUCAACCUGAGUGGGCGGAGCUUCGUCCUCUGGAGCAUGGCAACGUUUUUAGAUGCGAUUUCUGCAGGUAUGGCGCGCCAUGGCGCAAACGAAUGCGGUUCCUUGUAGGGCCAAAUAGCUUUUUAUCUGGUACGAAAGCUUUUUGUAUGGGGCAUCACAAACAUUUUCUGCUCCGGGGUCGUGGAGAUGGAACACGCGCAUGCAUGACGAAGCUGGCCCAGCCUUACCCUGAAAAGCUUUGCGCUCAGCUUGCUCAGGCUGUUUGCCUCCAGCUGGGAAGAUUCAAUGGGCCUCUGUCGUUGGCUUGCCGGUGCAACCACAGGCGAAUUGGAGAAGCAAAGAACCCAGGGCCGCUUCGUCGCAAGAGAAUGCCCGAGCCCAAAGAUGUUGCUGACCUUGACCGUGUGGAACUCAUACGUCCAGAGACUUUGGCUUUGGGCCGCGAUCAAUGGCAAAAAUUUCUGGUUUGGGCCCAAGAAGUUUUGGGCGAAUCAGCUUGCGCAUCAUUGUGGGCAGUACCUGGGCUUAUGGUGGCCCUUCUUGGCGCAUAUGGCAGACAUUGGUACAGUGUGGGCGGCUCGCUUUUCAAUUUAAGGCAUUUGCUCAUUUACGCCCAAAGAGUAUGUCCUGUACUGAAAGGGCAAAUGCAACCAGCAUGGACCAUUGUCUCAAAAUGGGAAGAGCUUGAACCUGUUGAGCACCGCAGACCGGUGCCCAUAGCUCUACUGCAUUCAAUGGUCGUGAUAGCGCUGAACUGGAAAUGGAAGAGGGUUGCUGCUGUUUUAUUGGUUUGCUUUUAUGGAUGCUGCAGGCCUGGCGAAGUGUUAAAUGCGUCCCGCAAGUCAUUGGUUUUGCCUGAUGAUUUGGGCGCUGUUCCUGGUUCAGCUUGUUUUUUGCGUAUCGUGAAGCCAAAACCCGGCCGUAGGGGCCUGGGCAGAGUUCAGCAUGUUAAAGUACGAGACUCUUCCAUUUCUCUUUUCUUGGCCAGUGUCUUCGGCGGGCUAGAUUGCAAUGAGCCUUUGUAUCCUGGCUCAGCUUCAGCUUUUCGGGUGAGAUGGAACAAAAUUUUGAAGUGCCUUGGCGUGCCACCAAGCGCAAAGCUGACCCCAGGAUGCCUGAGGGCAGGCGGCACAGUUGAACUUUACAAGCAAGGGAUGCCGAUCCUUGAUAUCUUACGGGUGAAGUGCAUCAAGCGCGCUGACUAUGAACCGUCGCCAGCCUUUUGUCAUGGGUGGAUGAGUGAGCUGUCCUUUUUCUUUCGCUGCGAAUUCUUUGCUUACGAUGGGUGGCUUUUCAGAUCAAUCCUGCAGAGCUUGGCCCACCCACAGGCCACCCGGAUGAGUGAGCUGUCCUUUUUCUUUCGCUGCGAAUUCUUUGCUUACGAUGGCUACCACCAGCUCUUACAGCGCAUUGCCAAAGUUGCUGCGCGGAUUCGCCAAGGAGGAUCAGCUAGUUUGCAUUUUCCGCUGACAGAACUGAGAAUCCACUUUUGCAUCCAAUCCGCAGAGGUGGCAUUGUUUGUGGAGGAGGCAGUGCCCUUGGUGAUUGGCAUGCUGGCAGUGCUUUGGGCUGGGAGGGCCUUUGUGCCUGUGGAUUUGGCACACUGGCCUUGGGAGCGAUGCAAAGUUGUUCUUGAGAUCUCAUGUGCCGCAUCAGCCUUGGCACGGCGAGCGCAAAGGUCGCAAGUCGAAGAGCUUGUAGGUGAUCUCCCAGUCCUUUACUACGAGGAGAUCAACCAGGCGAUUGAAGGUGAUGCAUUUUCUGCGCCCGCGGAGUUGAUGCCCUCGGAUCUCUGCUAUGCGAUCUUCACCUCGGGAUCCACAGGACGUCCAAAAUGUGUGCUUUGUGAGCACCAAUCUGCCUUGGCGUAUGCCCUGGCCAAGGCGGAAGUAGAGGAGCUGGGACCAGGUAGUCGCCAGCUUUUGGCGUCUCAUUUCACUUUCGACCCUGCACAAGGUGAUGUCUUUGGUGCCCUUUGCACUGGCGCCACACUACUUGCCCCGCCGCGUGCAGCCGUGCUGGGCGCAUUGCAGGAAGUCUUGCAGGGAAUGCAAGUGAGCCAUGCCACGAUGACACCCACGCAAUGGGCGUUGCGAGCUGCAGGGGAUUUGCCAAGCUUGAAGCACUUGACACUUUGUGGUGAGCCCAUGCGGAAGGACACCAUUGACAUCUGGGCCAACGCUUUAGCGCUGCGAAACAUGUACGGAGUCACCGAAGCUACCGGAGUGCAGACCUUUCAUCGGAUGCAGCCGAAGGAUCCUCCGAAAUUGGUGGGAAAAGCUCUGCCUGGAUAUGUCGUGGCAAUGACGGAGGAGGGUGAAGUGCUGGUGGCUGGCAAGGGCUUGGCGCGUGGCUACUUGGGACUCCCAGAGGAGACUGCUCGCUGCUUUGUGGAUUGGCCUCUGACAGACGGUCAGAACGAGGUCGCAGGACGUGUGUAUCGCACUGGCGACUUGGCAUCUUGGACGGAGAAAGGCUUCGAGCUACGUGGCCGAAAGGAUCAUCAGGUGAAGAUCUCUGGGGUCCGAGUGGAGACCUUUGAGAUUGAGACCGCAGUGGAAGCUUCUGGUUUGGUGGGAAACUGCACAUGUAUUUUGCAUCAGCAAAAUCUGGUGGCUCAUUGCGUUCUACCACCUGGCACUGCCAUGGACUGGGUGCUGCGUGCCGCCUUGGAAGCACAUGCAGCGAAACGUUUGCCCACGCAGGUGGUGCCGCACUUCUUUGUGGGGCACGAGAAAAUGCCACUGGCACCUGGUGGUAAAGUGGAUCGUCAAGCCUUGAUGGCUGUGUCGAACGAAGAACCAAACCUUGAGCCCUUGACCGAUGCCUUGGAGGAGGAAGUGGCUAACGCUUGGGCUGAAGUGCUCAAGCGCUCCAAGGACUCCAUUGGCGCAAAUUCCAACUUCUUGUGGUUUGGUGGAGAUAGCCUGGCCGCUCUGCGUGCCUGCCGGCAGCUGGCCGAGGAUGUGUUGCUGCCAGCCAUGGAUCCGGUGGACGAGGUGCAGCAGGAGCAGCUGGGCGAGGCAGGGCUCAUGGUCUCUGCUGAAGCCCCGGAAGGUGCGCUUUGCGUCCUGAGUGCCGCCUUGGGACCCUUGGCACCCUGUGAGCUGCUGGCCAGGCCAAUGCUGCGGCAGUAUGCCUCCUUUCUGGCCUCCCAGGGUGUGUGCCACAAGAGCUCAGUAGGUGCUGAGCCGCCGUCUGCCGGAACUGGAACGUCCAAUGAGACAGGAACUUUGCCGGAGCUGGCUCUGGUGGCAGCUGCAGGAGACGGGCGAGAGGAAGUUGUGAGGGCCUUACUGGAGGUUGCUGGCCCUGAUGGCCCUGCUCGUGGUCAGCCCCCACGAGGACAAGCCCCUCUCAUCGCGGCUGCUGCUGCAGGACAUGCAAGCUGUGCUCGGCUGCUGCUGGCAGCCCGUGCCAACGUGCGUGCCAUGACAACGGCACGGACCAGUGCAGCGCAUCUGGCAGCUGCCAGGGCUGACGCUGAACUGCUUCAGCUUUUGUUGAAUGAUCGUGGCCCGGAGGGCGUUGCUACAUGGGCCAGAGAUGCUGACAUGCAAACUGUACUCCACCUAGCUGCAAGGUCAGGCGACCUGAAGUCCAUGGAGUUGGUGCUGUCAAGGGUGAAGGGCCUCAAGGCCAAAGAUGGAGGCCUCGAGGCUAAGGAUCGCUGGGGAAGGACGGCGCUGCAAUGGGCAGUGGCCAAUGGACACCAGGAUGCGGCCGUGUGCCUCAUUCGCAACGGUGCCUUCACGAAGAAUUUGCCCGACGCGCUGCUAGAGGAUCUGCAGGUGAACCUCUCAACACCUUCCAGACCGGGUCAACCACUGGCCUCACGGAAGGUAGUUCAGUCCACCGAGCGCAUUCGAGCACUGGUGGAAAGCCUACCCAAGGCAUCCUGUGAAGCACAGGAACGAGAAAUCUUUGCUCUUACUGCUCUUAGAGUCUCGGCAGAUGAAGAUCAGGGUUUGUUGGGUGGAACUGGGGAAUUCAAGACGAAUGGCAGCCCUGGACCCACCAUGCUGUUAAAUGGCGUGGAUGAGGGGGACGAUGAAUCAGUUUCGACAUGCUGCAAGUUCACUUUGUGCUGCCUGGGUGUCUUUUGCUUGUGCGUUUUCUCGUUCUUUUUGGGCACCCAGUGGGAAGCUGGGACUUCGCACACUGUGAAGCUGGAUGAACAGCUGGAAGAGCUUCAGGACUGGCAGGAGGCCUUUCCCGCGGCCUCGCCGCCAACUACGACCACAACAACUUCCGCGAAAGCUCAAUCUGUGGAGGAUCCAAUCUCCCUGUCCUCCUUGGACUCGAUCGAGAAGGCUCUGGCGUGUAUACGCCUGACAUCUCCACAGCAGGAAGCCCGCUAUCCUGAGGAUGCAGAAAAACAUUUCGAAGAGAUCUAUCACAACGUGACCACCUUUGUCCCCAUGGAUUUUCCGGCGCACGGUUGGGCUGGCUACAAAGGACCUUGGAUCGAGAACCAUUGGAUCAAGAACUUUAGCCAGAGAUGGUUUGAACGUGCAGAAGGAACCAGGUUGAGAGACAUCUUUGGCCCGUUCAUCCCCAUCUUCGUACCCUGGGUUGAUCUGGCAGUCCGUAGCAGGGCCUAUCCGAAUGGGAUGAUUCCGAUGUUGAAAGAGAAGAUGAGAGCAGAUGUGCUGUACAUCACAGUCUCCCAGCACGACUUGGGCAUUUUCUGGGGCGCUAAGAACACGCGCAUUAAAAGAGAAGACUUUCCGAACCUCUUCGUGUUCAGUGCUGGAGGUUAUGGACAUGUUCCAGUGCCCUUGUUGAAGCAGCCGGAAAUGCCACUAGCACAGAUGCCGUUUGCGGAAAGAAGAUACUUUGUGUCUUUCGUUGGUAGCGCUACCAACAAAGCACGUCUCAAAAUGAAAGCUACGGCUGAAGAGUGGAGCAACAGGACCCAGAAGGAGGUGCUGGUGAGCAUGAAACACAUGAGCGAUUGGAAAGAAGUCUUGCAGAAGUCAGCCAUGGCCUUGGUGCCCAGAGGUUUUGGUCGCAGCUCCUUCCGAAUGGGCGAGAUCUUCCAGAUGGGACGGGUGCCCUUGUAUCUCUGGGAUGACGAACCCUGGAUCUUCUACGCCGAAUUGUGGCAGAAGGAACUUAUUGGCUUUAGCUACCGAUUUCCUCAGCUUGAGGAGGCGCUGGAUCACAUUGCGCACCUGGGUCUCAAUCAUGUUGAGACCAUGGAGAAUCGAAUCCUCAGCAUGCGAAACAGCCAUUUUACCUAUGAAGGUAUCAUGGACCAAAUCUCCAAGUUCAUGACGGGCCGCGACGGCGGCAGCGACCUCCGCUGCCAAAAGUACCCUUGGAAGCGGCUUCGCCGGCUACAGAUGGACCCCAGCAGCUGGCUGGAGUGGCUCCAAAGCUGGGCCAUGGAAACGCUGAUUUAGCUGG
Messenger RNA from Cladocopium goreaui, 10690 nucleotides. NCBI's taxonomy places the organism in Eukaryota, Dinophyceae, Suessiales, Symbiodiniaceae. The record is from the annotation of a GenBank genome assembly.